AUGUCCCCCAUGCGUCCUGGUGUAGAGCGCGUGGAGCAGCCACAGGUGGGCUCUCCUUCUGCGCCGUUUGAAGAGACUGAGGUGAAGUCUCUGAGCCUGGUUCAUUCUCCCCGUGAUGUGCUCGUGGAUGUGCGCAUUGCUCGUUUAAAGUAUGAGAGGGAGAAGGAGCGUGUUGGUGCGCCCUCGUGUGGACGGACUGAUAACACCACGGUUUACAUUGAGAAGCCAGAGUUAAUCACUUCUGUGUCCCCUCCACCCACAGAUAAGAAAGCUGGUCGCAAGUUCAGUCUGGCUGGACUUGUGUUAAGUUGCGGCAUACCUGGACCAACCAAACUGCUUGACGAGGUCUCUACCGAAAUCAGACAGUUUGACCCUGGUGUGUCUCGGUUUUUGUCCUUCAUGGGCAUGGCGUUGGCAAUGCUGCUGGCUCUGCAGCGCCUACAUUUUUUGUUGGGUCGCCUUGUGUCCCGGUAA
Knipowitschia caucasica is the source of this 474-nucleotide messenger RNA. The record is from the annotation of a GenBank genome assembly. NCBI's taxonomy places the organism in Eukaryota, Metazoa, Chordata, Actinopteri, Gobiiformes, Gobiidae.